AUGCCUGCCUUUACUCUCUAUGGCGCUCGUGGCUCCACCAACACUGAUAGAGUCCGUUUGACCCUUGCAGAAGGUGGUUUCAACGAUUAUGAGUUUGUCUUACUUGACCUUGCAAAGGGCGAACAGAAGUCAAAAGAUCACUUCACUCGCCACCCGUGGGGCAAAGUCCCAGCAGUCACAUUCCCCGAUGGCUUCACCCUUUAUGAAUCUCGUGCAAUCUGCACCUACCUUACCCGAAAAUACUCCUUCCCCCUCCUCCCCUCACCAACAGACCUUGAAGCCUGCGCGCUUUUCGACCAAGCUCAAUCUGUCGAAACACAGUACUUUGCAGAGCCUGCCGGCCGAAUCGCCUUUGAGAAGUUCGCCAAGAAGUUCAUCGGUAUACCAGCUGAUGAAAAGGUUGUGUCUGAUUCGUUGAAAGCUGUGGAGGCGUUCUUUGAUGUAGCGGAGAAGAUGCUGGGAGGGAGAAAGUAUAUGGCUGGUGAUGAGUUUACGCUUGUGGAUUUGUAUUAUGUUCCGCUUGUUAAGAGGUUGUUUGUUUGUGGGUUUGGGGAUGUUGUUACUGAGAGGAAGAAUGUGGGGGAGUGGUGGGAGAGGGUUAGUGGAAGGCCUGCCGUGAAGGAGGUUAUAGAUGGAUGA
This is a messenger RNA of Fusarium coffeatum, 639 nucleotides long. RefSeq lists its product as uncharacterized. NCBI's taxonomy places the organism in Eukaryota, Fungi, Ascomycota, Sordariomycetes, Hypocreales, Nectriaceae. Gene Ontology annotation, molecular function: glutathione binding; glutathione transferase activity. The record is from RefSeq and is a predicted model, not a curated record. Gene Ontology annotation, cellular component: cytoplasm. The coding region runs from base 1 to 639 and encodes 212 amino acids. The transcript has 2 exons.